CUGAAUAGAAAGUUUCUAUACAUGUAAAUUAUUUUGCGUUUUCUUUUUUUUUCAAUUUGCAGAAUGAGGUAGAUAUGUGUUAUCUUGUUUGUUUAGUAUGUAUUCAAGUUAUAUUGUAAAAACAUUUUUGAUGCAUUUAUUCGUACUGGAACUUUUCUUGUGAAGGUCAAUAUCAAAAUUUUAAUGAUGCAAUAUGACCCUACAUGGGAGAACAGAACUUUUGAGAAAACGAAAAUAGAGAGUGGGAAGGAAAACUCGGUGGUACAGAACAAAUCUGUGUCUACGUACGACAGCUAUCAGACAGGUGAAUCUAAGCGUUCAACUGAGGAGGAGGAACUACGAUCACUUUCAACCACGCCCAGAUAUUCGCACGAGGACCUAGGGCGUAUUGUAUCCCCGCCACACUCCUCCGAUUUCUCAACUGGCGAAGCAGAUGAUAAUUUUGACGACACACUUUCUGCACAACAAGUACUUCUAAAAUCUAGAACAACGCAGCUAACCAAUCGACAAACACUUCCGGUUUCUGACAAAGUGUCUGUUAACUCGUAUAGAUCACAGAAUACUCAGAACUCUUCUGUUAUUUCGGAGAAAGGAUAUACAAAACCAAUCGAGGCACCCUAUAAGAAAAGAUAUGUUUACUACGAGAAAGGUAGCCCAAGAUUAUUGCAAGAAUCCCGUAUAAAUAACGAAGAAUUCCACAAUUUGGAUAAAUCACCAAGAACGAAGUACCAAACGAUUUCCACAAAAACAGCUCCACAACUACAAUCUUCAAAGGCAAGUAAAGAAUACCACAAUAAGCCUAACAGUAGCGACCACAGCUUCCAAAAGAGCGUAACCGGAAAUGAGAGAAAUUCUGUCUCGAUAAAGAGCAAUACCAACCGUAAUCCUUCCUCGGUGAUUUCUGGAAAAACCCGAAACACUGCAUCAAACAAUAGACUUUCUGUCUCGGUAAAAUCCGGAAAUAAACGGUUUCCUACUUCAGUAAGGACAGACUAUUCUCUACUUCGGGCCGCUGACUUUAUUCAAUUAACCCCUAGUGUAAAUAUAAGUGAUAUUCUGAUGGAUACUGAGAAAGCACAAAGAGAUCUGAUCAAUGAGAAUGAACGAAGGGAAUCGCUGGAAAAAGAGUUACAAUCAAUUGAAGAAGAGCGAAAAGAACUGAACACAAAGCUUGCAACUCUCAGAGUUAAACUAGGUGUUGCAAACUCUAAUUACAACGUUAGUAAGAAUGAAUGUGAUGCAAUGAGGAAAAAAUUUCAAGAAACGCAGAUACAAAAGGCACGACUUGAAGAACGCAUAGGAACAUGUAGCAAAGAUUUGGAGAAAUUGAAAGAUCCCAACAAUCCAGACAGUAAUGUGAAUCUAAAGAAAGUAGUCCUUAAUGAUAGAAAGGAAAUACGUCGUUUGCGGACGGAACUUGAAGGGGUCAGAUCUGAGAGGUCAGAGGUUCAGAAGCAGAUUCAGGACAAGGAUGAAAAAAUCAAAAAGCUCAAUGUUUCUAUAGGAGAGGCCAAAGAGCAACUUGAGGAAGUUAACCACGAUUUUGAAGUAGCUAAAAUAGCUGUGGAAGCAGAACGGAAGAAGCGUGAAGAAGUUGAAGAAAUGUAUAGCGAACUAUUAAAAGACAAACAUGAGUUUGACGAGAAAAUGGCGGAAAUAAACGAGAUGUUAGAAGUGGCUAUAAGCGGUACCAGCGGUAUACAGAAACAUACGGAACAGUACCGGGAAAAGGAACAGUCAUUAGUUAGCAGAAUAGAAGAGGUAGAAAAGAAGCUUAGAGACACCCUCACAUCUAUAGAACAGUUUAAAAACAAAGAUAUGCCAUUAAGAACAGCGACCUCCAUAAAACAUCACCAAUACAGGAUGACGGCGUCUGGGUGGGUGACGGAUACGACACCACACGUGAUUGUCACGACAAACGCUAACGGAAGUAUCGCAGCAUCAGGAUAUCUAGGUAAAUCAGUUGUUUCUACAAACCCCGCGAAAUCGUUGCCCGGUUCUAAAGGAGUGUCAAAAACAACACCCAGAAGCACAGGCGGUUCUUUACCGUCGAAAAGAUAAACUUUCACAGCGUUGUUUACCUUUACAUACCUUGUGCAAAUUGCUUUAUAUGUUGUAAAAUGUUGCCACGUGCUUUA
Messenger RNA from Ruditapes philippinarum (Manila clam), 2138 nucleotides. RefSeq names its product centrosomal protein of 112 kDa-like. Bases 184 to 2061 code for a protein of 625 amino acids. The record is from RefSeq and is a predicted model, not a curated record. Lineage: Eukaryota; Metazoa; Mollusca; Bivalvia; Venerida; Veneridae. The transcript has 11 exons.